AUGUCGGCGCUCACCGAAAUCGUCUCUGAGGCCGAUUUCGCCGCACAUCUCAGUUCCCUUUCGCCUUCAGCGCUAGUCGUCCUCUACUUCCACACCCCAUGGGCCGCGCCCUGCGCUCAAAUGCGCACAGUUCUUUCCGCCCUCGCCUCGCAGUACCCCGCCACGGCCCCGCCAACUAUCUCAUUUAUCAGCAUAAACGCGGAGGAGCUGCCCGAUAUCUCAGAGGAAUACGAUGUGUCUGCCGUUCCAUUCGUUGUUUGUCUGCGUAGCGGUCAGAUUCUCGAAUCUAUCAGUGGAAGCGACGCCAUCAAGGUUCGCGACGCUAUCGAGCGCCAUGCUGGCCGUGGGAAUGGUGCCGCUGCCCCCGCCCCCGCGGACGGUCACCGAGCUCACAUCCCCCCUCCUCUAUCUGCUGUGCCCCGUGAAGAUGGCCCUGUGUUUGCUACUCAGUCCCCCGUUACCGCAUCCAACGCUGUUGGUCCCUCCGCCAAUGCUACCCCCGUCGCCGCCGCCCCUAACCUCACCCCGGAACAGUCCCAAGAGGCCCUCUUCGCUCGCCUCACUGAGCUUGUCAAGGCAGCACCAGUUAUGCUUUUCAUGAAGGGAACACCCAGCUCGCCUCAAUGUGGCUUCAGCCGUCAAUUGGUCGGAAUUUUGCGAGAGCGAAGCGUCAAGUAUGGAUUCUUCAAUAUUCUCGCCGAUGAGGAUGUGCGACAAGGUCUGAAGGAAUUCGCUGAGUGGCCCACAUUCCCCCAACUGUGGGUUGGUGGAGAGCUGGUCGGUGGCUUGGAUAUUAUCCGCGAGGAAAUCAACAACGACCCCAACUUCUUGACCGACUACUCUGUCAACAAAUAG
This is a messenger RNA of Penicillium angulare, 855 nucleotides long. Its product is annotated as PICOT family protein. Gene Ontology annotation, molecular function: 2 iron, 2 sulfur cluster binding. NCBI's taxonomy places the organism in Eukaryota, Fungi, Ascomycota, Eurotiomycetes, Eurotiales, Aspergillaceae. Bases 1 to 855 code for a protein of 284 amino acids. The record is from RefSeq and is a predicted model, not a curated record. The transcript is spliced from 2 exons.